Molecule: messenger RNA, 3358 nt
Organism: Myotis davidii
Lineage: Eukaryota; Metazoa; Chordata; Mammalia; Chiroptera; Vespertilionidae
Exons: 7
Coding region: 587-967 (126 amino acids)
Source: RefSeq, a predicted model, not a curated record
UUCGCCAAGAGGACGCGGUUUCCAGGGAGACCGGGCGCCGGUGUUCCCUGUGGAACUGGGGGCGGGAAGCAGAGGGAGGACCCCGAGAUGCUGCUGGUCCUGCUGGGCUGCCUCCUGCCCGCCGCGGGCGCGGAGAGCUGCCUGCGCUGCUGGCCGGAGCUGCCCCUGCUCCUGGACUAUGACCUGCGGGUGCUGUGGGGCCCCGGGCCGCCCCGGGAGCUCUCCCGCAGCCUGCGCUCCCUGCUGCGGGCGCCCGGCCUGGAGCCCGGGUACCUGGGGCGGGAGCAGCUGGAGCGGGAAGCGGCCGCGCUCUUCGCUCACAUCGACACAGCCAUUGGGAGGUUCCGCGCCGGUGAGGAGGCCGCGUGUCCCAGGCCCGGGCCGCCCCGGAAGACCCACUGUCCUGGGAGGGAGGUGUGCUGAGGGCGGGCACAGCCUCCGUCGGGGGCGUCCCUCUGGAGUCCAUGAUGGAGAAGCCGGGAGGCAUCCCCAGUGGAGCUGCGAGGUGGACCUGCUCUGAGACGCAGGCGGCCUGCGCCCCUUCCAUCCCUCCACGCGCCCAGACAGACCGUCGCUCCUGAGCGAGAUGCACGUCCAGAAGCAGCUGUUUGCUGAGGGGCUGAGCAGGGCUUCCGAGGAGCUGAAGGAGCAGGACCUUCCCUUCAAACUGGAGGUCAUCAACUGCAUCAACUGCAGAGCACACCACCUCACCUGCAGAGACCCCACCCUCUGCCCAGGCUGGACCCCGCAGACUCUCCUGUCGGCUGGAAGCCUCUGCAUUACUCUGGCCCUGGCAGUCGUCGCUGGAGGUGGAUGGUACAUUUUCUGGCACAAGAAGCAGACAGAAGAGGCUUCCAGGUUGAACGGAAUCAUGUCCCCAAGGCCCCACUCUGGCCCUUCACUCAGCCCUGCGCCCUCCCCACUGAUGCUGCAGGCCUCCAGCCUCGGCCAGGCUCUCCGGAACUAAACAGGACCUCUACAGCCCUGAGUGCAUGCAGGCCCGAGGCCCUGAGAGCAGGUUGGCUCCUGGUGCCAAAGGAAAGCAGAUCGGAGUCCAGAACCUGGACUCCAUUCCUGGCUCAGAUUCUAAUGUUCUGGGUUCCCCUCUGCACCUCAGUGUCUCCAUCUGAACACAGGCGGAAGCCAUGCUUUCCCCAGGCUGCGUCCUGACCCUGGAGCCCUGGGGUCAUACCUACCAUCCCAGACUUGCCUGUGCUGCGGACCCACAUUCAGUUCCCUUCCCCCACUGCAAGCCUCUGCAAUCCUGCUUCAGCAGAGCCCCGCUCCUGAGCCCAGGCCUCUGGCUCCUCAGGCCUGCCAGUGCCCGCCCUGUGGCGGGAAGCGGCUGGCUCUCACAGCACAUCCCACAGUAGGGCCACUCCUGGGGCUGGGGCUGGGGCUGGGGCGGAAGGACUCCCGGCGACUGAAGUGAGAUGUGAACACACCAUUUACGGCAACCUGGGCAGGGAACGCCACGGGGACCUCCAGCUCACCCAGCCAGAGAUCCCAGAAGGCCUCCCUGAGGCAGCGUCUGCAAGUGGGAGAGGCGGAGGGCAGGAAGGGAGAAGUGUUUUAUGAAGAGCUCAGGCUUGAAGAGGCGUGGAAGCACGAGUGACAUGCAACUUCCAAAACCGUGCGCCGGGGAAGGGUCUGCAGAUGGAGGCGUUUGGGGGAAGCAGACACACUCCAAGGACACAGCUGUGACACACGGCGAGGACAUCCUCAGAGCCCCUUGGAGGGCCUGGGCCAGAGCCCAGCGGUGGUGCUCACGGGCCCAGGAGACCGGUUCUCUCUGCGUGUCUCGAAGGCCUUUACCACCGGACAUAGCGCGGUGGCGGUUUCCUGCUGGUGUUUAAAUGUGGACUUAGACCAUUACUUCAAAAUAUCCAGAGCAAGUUUUUUGAUGCGUGCAGUAAAAGUAGGAAGUCACGGUAUAGUUUAUAUGAAGUAUGCGUGUGUAUGUCUGUGUGUGUAUCUCAUCAGAUUUUUUAUUUGCGGGCAUAUUUUUAUGAAAACUAGAUGGCGUUCUGCUGGAGUGGAAAAACUAAGAAAUGUUGUGUCCAAAUAUAAGCUCUGGAGGACUUCUGCUUUCGACUAGGACAGAGCGGCCCACAGCAGACAAGGCUCUCACCAAGGGCAACUCAAAAUAAAAUAAAUCAAAAGAGCAGAACAAAAUGAAAAGCUCGUUUUAGACACCAGGAGAGGCAGUCUCACACGCCCACAGCCCGGCCAGCCGGGCAAGGUGAGCUCUGCGGGGAGCGGGGUCCCCAGCACUCCCCCUCCUGGGAGAGCCCUCAGUCCACCUCAGGCGUGGACACAGGUGGGCUGAGAGGCUCCCGGUGUGGAGAGGCCAGCAGAGCUUCCUGCAGUCCCGCUGCUCUAAGGACACAAGCUGGGGGACUAGCUUGCUGCGACAAUGUGAGGGGUCCAAGUCCGCAAAAGUACACGGGUGCAAAAAAUUCAACCCACAGCGCCUGUUCUCCGGCAUCCCGAGAUGUCGGCCUGUUGUUCACAGCACAGGGCUUUGGGCCAAGAAAUCAAGCAAAGCAUCUGAAAUGCAAUGUAUCAGAGCUUUGUAUGUCAGGGAAAUAAAUAGCGGCGUUCCUGACCCACAUAGGAAGACACUGUGAUCACUACUACCGGUUUGGGAUGAAAAGAGAAUAGCCUAUAAAAGAGGGGGUGCGGCAGAAGCAGAUCAAUUCUUACAGAGUUUGGAGCUCAGCCUAAGGGCCCCGCAGCCCCUGACAAAAUUAAAAAUGCCUAUUCUUAGUCGAUAUCACUGCUGGGGAUGACAGCCCGUAAUGUCAUGUAGAGGCACCACAUUGCAUUUUCAAUACCGAUGCCCAGGAUUAAAUAUGAACAGGCACACCAGAAACGGGAUCAAGAGAAAAUUCAGACAAUAGAAACAUACCUACAAGUGAUCAGAUAUCAGAGUCACCUGAAAUAAAUUUUAAAAUAACUAUGAUUCAUCAUCCAAAAUAUUUCCCAUCCAAAAAGAAACCGCUACAUUAGCAGUCACUCCCCCUUCCCAGCUCAGCCCCGGGGCAACCACUUAUGUUUUUAGUCUCCAUGAAUUUGCCUAUUCUGGACAUUUUGCAUACAUGGAAUCAUGCAAUGUGUGUGUCCGGCUGCUUCCGUUUAGCAUGAAUGGUGUUUUCCACGUUAACCCGUGUUGCACCUUGAAUGGGAGCUUCAUUUCCUUCUGAGGCUGAAGGACCGCAGGGUGUGGAUUUACUGCAUUUGUUUACGCAUUUACCAGCUGAUGAACAUUUGGACUGAUUCCACUUGUUGGCCACCGUGAAUAAUGCUGCUGUGAACAUUUGUGGAGAAGUUUUUUGCGUAAACAUAUGUUUUCAGU